GAACUGAUGCCCUUGGCCAUGACGCACCCCCAACCUCUGUCUGCUCAGGCGCAGCCUGCGUGACCAAGCCAUUGCUGUCCCAGCUGUUUCACGUCACUGUUCCCUUUAUUGAACAGUUUGAUGGGGCAUCGGGCGGAUGACAGCGGGAACAGUUGUGAUCACUGGCGGAAUCCUAGCUACAGUCAUCCUCCUCUGCAUCAUUGCGGUCCUGUGUUACUGUAGGCUCCAGUAUUAUUGCUGCAAGAAGAGCAGAGCCGAAGAUGCAGACGACGAGGAGGAGGAGCACGACCUGCCCGCACACCCCAGAGGCCCCAGCUGCAAUGCCUGCAGCUCCCAAGGCCCGGACGGCCGGGGUGGCCUGGCGCCUUUCACCAGUGAGCCCUGCGGCCAGCCGUGUGGGGUGGCGGCUGGCCACUGCACCACCUGCUCCCCAUACAGCUCCCCCUUUUACAUACGGACGGCUGACAUGGUGCCCAAUGGGGGCGGAGGCGAGAGGCUCUCCUUUGCUCCUACAUACUACAAAGAAGGGGGACCUCCACCCCUCAAGUUGGCAGUGCCCCAGAGUUACCCGGUGACGUGGCCAGGCUCUGGGCGCCAGGCCUUCACCAAUCCAAGGGCUAUUAGUACAGACGUGUAACCCUCCUGCACCCUGACCCCUCCACAUACCGACGCUGCUGUCCCCGCAGGAACAACGGGGGGCAGCAGGGGACCCCUCCAACAGCCCACAAGGACAAUCUCAGUGGUUUUCUUUUGUUUUGUUUGUUUUUGGGUGGUUUUUUUUUGGCUUUUCUUGCCCCACAGUGGAAUUCAAGCUGUGGAGUCACUGAGAACCAGGGCAGGCCCAGAGGUGGGGGCUGGCUGGAUGAGUGGGCAGCCGUGCCUCUCUCUGUGCUGGAACGUUC
Leptonychotes weddellii (Weddell seal) is the source of this 902-nucleotide messenger RNA. NCBI's taxonomy places the organism in Eukaryota, Metazoa, Chordata, Mammalia, Carnivora, Phocidae. The record is from RefSeq and is a predicted model, not a curated record.